Cuculus canorus (common cuckoo) is the source of this 5484-nucleotide messenger RNA. It is a transcript of the gene TRMT44, whose product is annotated as tRNA methyltransferase 44 homolog. NCBI's taxonomy places the organism in Eukaryota, Metazoa, Chordata, Aves, Cuculiformes, Cuculidae. The coding region runs from base 43 to 1995 and encodes 650 amino acids. The transcript has 11 exons. Gene Ontology annotation, biological process: tRNA methylation. Gene Ontology annotation, molecular function: metal ion binding; tRNA (uridine) methyltransferase activity. The record is from RefSeq and is a predicted model, not a curated record.
CUGACGGGCUCUGCGCGCCCCGCCCCCCGCGCCGGGCGGACCAUGGCGACGGCGCGGGUGCGGGACGGCGGCUCCGCGCUGCCCCGCGGCUUCUGGGCGGCGGCGCGCGUGUGGCUGGAGAAGCCGCAGGUGGCCAACAGGCGGCUGUGCGGCGCCGCCAUCGAGGCGGAGGGGACGGUGGCGCUCGGCGAGGGCGCGGCUCCCCCCGAGGGCGCCGCCGAGGACGGGCCGCGGCGGCUGUGGGCGCUGUGGCGGGAGGCGCGCGGGCCGCUGCCGCCACCGCUCCGGCCCUGGGGCGGCGCGGAGCUGCGCGCGCUGCUGAGGGCGCUGCUGCCCCGCGGGCGGCCCCGGGCGCCCCCCGCCAGGGAGCUGGCGGUGCAAGAUGUUUACAAUGGAACUGUGACCUUUCUGCCUUUGGAGGAAAACAGUGAAGGAAAAUAUUGUAUUAAAAAGGGCAAUAUUUAUCAAAUUCAACUUACACAUGUAAAAGAUGAGGAAUGGUCUAUGUCUAUUGUAGCUCCAUUUCCGGAAGAUUGGUUUUCAGAUGGAAUUACAUACCCCAAACUAGCAUGGCUUGGAAAUGAACUUUUGCCCAAACUAGUUAAGUGGUCUGUGGAGCAAAAGCCCAGUGAGUUUAAAAGCACACUCUCACUCAUCUCUGUAGCAAAAUACAGCAAAGUUUAUGAAGACCUCAAAGAAAAAUACAGAGAGAUGGUAAAGGUGUGGCCUGAAGUGACAGAUCCUGAGAAAUUUGUUUAUGAAGAUGUUGCCAUUGCUGCUUACUUACUGAUUCUUUGGGAAGAAGAGAGAAAGGAAAAAGAGUUGACCAAGAAACAGUCAUUUGUAGAUCUUGGAUGUGGGAAUGGUCUAUUAGUUCACAUUCUAAACAAUGAAGGGCAUUCAGGUAGAGGAAUUGAUGUGAGGAGAAGAAAAAUAUGGGACAUGUAUGGACCGAAAACUUAUUUAGAGGAAUCUGCAAUUAUGCCAGGUGACAGUCACCUUUUUCCAGAUGCUGACUGGCUUAUAGGAAACCAUUCAGAUGAAUUAACACCAUGGAUACCUGUAAUCGCAGCUAGGUCUUCCAAUUCAUGUUGCUACUUUGUGCUGCCAUGUUGCUUCUUUGAUUUCCAUGGAAAAUACAGCCGAAGACAAAGCAAGAAAACUCAGUACAGAGAAUAUCUCGAUUUUGUUACCCAAGUGGGAUUUGUUUGCGGCUUUCAUGUGGAAGAAGAUUGCCUUAGAAUUCCAUCAACAAAAAGGGUAUGCCUUAUUGGAAAAAAUAGGACCUAUCCACCUUCAGAAUGGGCUGUGAUUGAUAAGCAGAUAACACAAUAUAUUAAUAAUCGUCAGACCUGUGCCUUGGUCAGGUGUGACAGAAGAGUUGGAUUUAAUCUCAAAGAUCAUGGUGUAUGCGAAGAAGCAGGUUCAGAACUUCCUGAAAAUGAGGCUGAUGCUGCUGGUACAAUUUGGAUGCCUGGCUUUCAACCCAGAGAAAAAGUAGAACAAAUCAGAAAUUGUGCUUCUCUACCUCGGGAUUUUGUAGACGAUGUGGUUCUUAAAGUGGCAAAUUUGCUGUUAAAUGCAACCCCCCAAAAAUCAUGUCCUAAUAUGCAUGGUGGAAAUACGAACUCCUGGAAUCAAGGAGAAAGUUUUUCCUUGAAAGAAGUAGCAGAACAUUUAAAUAAAGAGACUUUAAAAAGGCUAAAGAGUGAAUGUGGAGGCCUGCAGACACUACUCAAGAACAAUCAUCAAGUAUUUGAAGUUCUAAAUGGGAGAGUUCAUAUUCGUGACUGGAGAAAAGAGAAACCAUCAAGGAAAUCUAAGCCUGAAGUGAAACGACGCCUUUCAGCUGAAGCAUUUAAAACACGUCUCUGUUGGUUUUUCAUUCAUCAUCCUGAUGGUUGUUCUUUGCCUUCUGAAUCUUGCCCCUAUGCUCAUGGGACUGAGGAGCUAAGACAGUCUCAGAUUAUUAAAAAGAAAAAACAUAGACAGUAAUAAAAUGCUGCCACUUAACUUUGUACAUAACUGAAUCUGUGAUUGAUUUUGGGACGGCCUAGUGCAUGAAGAUCUGUAUAAUAUGGGGGUUUUGUCCCCACUCCUAUGCAUCUUAUUUUCCAGUUGGUUUACAAGUUCUCUUGUAUUUUUAAUUCUUUAAUUUUUUUGGUUCAUGUGGAAAAGGUGUAGUAAGGUAUGUAUAUACUUUUGGAUUUUGUCAUGGCUUGUCUAACGUACAUUUGUAUAAGUGGAAAAGUUUAAAAUAUUAUUUUUGUAGGACGCUUCAUGAUCCUCAUUCAGAUUGGAUGUACGUGAUAUAGCCUUUUCAAACCCUGAAAAUUAACUGGUUCGUUCCAGAUUUUCCUAGAGGAUUUAUGGUUUCUAUGGUUCACAGUGACUCUUGGGAGAUUUCACUCAUUCCUGACAUGACAAUUUUUCUCCAUACUAUGGUGUAAUACUGCAUAUUACCCUUCCUUUCCUGGUCAGACCUAGUCCUCCUUUUUUCCCUACUGACUGAAAAUGAGAGUUGGUUUGAAGAAUAACUUCCUGAGAAAUUUUCACAUAUAGAUUUAGGCUUUUAGGGCUCUGUAGGCCAUAAUGUCCUUUUCCUCUAUGUUUUUUUUAGAAGUAAGGAAUGGCAAUAGAGAAAGUAUUUAAUACUAUUGGAAUGGUAGGGUUUCUGCUUAUCAGAUAACAAAAGACUGUCUUGGCACCUUGAGCAGGUUAUGAUUUUCUUUGGUAUACUCUAUUAUUUUCUUUAAACAGUUUAACUUUGCAGAAAUCCUAAUUAUUGCUCAGUGACAGUCAUUGAACUAGUGUCAUAAUUCCUACCUGUCAGCUCUUAAGUACUUGUAAAGUUCAGUAUCCACUGUACAAGCUCUGAGACAAGUAAUCAUGUUGGUUCUAGUGUAGCUGUGUACUGAUAGUAUGGAAACUCUGCUCCGAUCUACUGAGACAAUACUUGGAUUCCAGAUCCUGCUGAAGAAGCUGGAAGAUUUAGAAAAUAAAUAAAUAAAAGGGUGCAUUACUAAAGAAAAAACGUGGAGGGGAGAGCAGUGCUGUGGAAACUGGUUGCACAACAAAGAAGUCUAGGGAUAAAGGUGACUGAGCCAUGUGAGAACUCUACUCGGGGAAUCUGAAGAACAAAGGAAGGAAAUAAUUUAAGGUAAAGCAGAGGAAAAAUGAAAGAUGACACAAGAAAGGCUUUUCAAAACAUUCCCAGAGACACUGUUCUUAUGUCCUAACUUUAAGCCUACAGGCUGCAGUCCAUUCCAUGCUGAAAAAACGGGGUCUAAAUCUACUGACAGGGAAGGAGCAAAGAACUGACUGAAACAUUGUGUGUUCCUCCUUGGAUCCGUCGAUCACAUACCACAUUAUCCUAUGUACCAUGUAGUACAACUACCUGGGCUGCCUCUAGGCUCUGCAGGGACAAUGCUGGCCCUAAGCUUUACCCUAAGCCUAACUGACUAAUGACUCCCCGUGGACAGCUGUCCCUGUACCUCUAACGGGAGCUGUGGUGGGCUCUGAGCCUUCCCCCAUGGCUCUGCUCUGCAGUGUUGUAUAUCACACCCUGAAUUUAGUGUGAAUUAGUGCUGUGCUAUAGACAGUAAAGAAUUUACACAUUUCAAAAAGAGAGAGCGUCAGAGUGACUCACGUUCUAAGGGGCAAGUUAGAUGCUGUUCGAUUAAAGCUUAUUGGACUAAGGGAAAGAGUGGUGUCAUCCAGGUAAACUGCAACUCUUAUGAAGCAGGGCAGCACAGUAAGAAAACGGUAGUGUAGUUUCUGUUCUAAGAAUCUCAGAAAUAUUUAGCUUUAGCAAGAGUUGAGCAGCACUAUGGCAUUGUAUAAACUUGUAUAUAAUGAAGCGAUGAUAUUGAUUCAGUUAGCCUUUGUUUGGCUAUGUGCAGAGUAAGAGGAGUUCCCCAAGAUGCUUGUUUACUUCGGUAAACAUACUGGUAUAUUUGAGGAGGAAGAGGAGGCCCCUGCAGCAUUAAGUUCAUGCUCUCUCCGGAUGAAGAUUGUUACCAGAUGGUGCCAAAAGCAAAAACAGACUUUCAAUUCUUUUCCUGUCAUGGGUGUCUUUCCUAAUGAUUCAUCUUGGUGUAGGAUGUGUUUGACCUGUUCUGAAAUGUGAUUUCCUGAGUUGGGGUUCACCUGUGGGGCCCUUGGAGGGAGGAGGGGCUGGCAGAAAGGCAGAGUUAAGCAGCUGGAAGAAGGUUGGUUGUAUUUUGGUUUCUUUGGGGUUAUUCUUUCCAACAAAUGGGGAACAAAAUACCUGUUUAAUUCAUAGAAGUCGCCAAUAUACAUGUAAGUGUAGUGAAUUAGUUUUAAAGCCAGCUUUUUUAUUAUUUGUGCAAUGCUAUGAUAAUUAGCAUACUAUCACUGUAGUACACUGCCUCCUUUGUAUAGUCUGCUUCUGAACUCACCAGCGUGCAGAUCUGCCACAGAUGUGUAAUGGCUGUUCGCCUUUCUGUUUGGCAUCACUGCAGGUGGCAAGUCAGCCUGCAAGACUCUUGUAAUUACAGAAACUUCCCUGUUGUUUGGAAAAAUAAGAAGAGAACUAAAUGCUAGCCUUGUAUGAUUCUGUAUUUAAAUGUGAAGGUAACUGCUGAAGGCAUAAAAUAGCUCCACUUUAUCUAAAUUCUGUUUCUUGUUGCUUUCAUAGAAUCGUUAAGGUUGGAAAAGACCACUAAGAUCAUCCAUUCCAACAGUAAGCCCAACACCACCAUCCCUACUAAACCAUGUCACAAAGUGCCAUGUCUACACAAUUUUUAACACAUCCAGGGAAGGAGGCUCCGCUAGUUCCCUGGGCAGCUUGUUCCAAUGCUUGACCACAGUCUUAAAAUGUGAUCCAAAGUCUUACAAUGGCAUUACUACAAUACUCAGUUUUGGCAAUGGAUGAAGUACUAUAGAAAAUAAGAAUCAGUUUCGCUCUUGAUAAGAAAGCUCAUGCUCCACAAAGGAAUUGAGCAUAAAGUCUCAGUUGUUCAGGUGAUACUGUCAUUUUACUCCUUAGUUUAUCAGCAUCACUACCCAUUAGUUAAUUUGGCUUUAUUUGAAGCCUGUUUUGGAGAAGGAAAAUAAUUGCUGUUGCAUAUAGCUUAUACAAAUGAGAAUAUAAAGAGAAGCGAGAUUCCAGAUUGCAAUAAGAUGCUGGGAUCUAUAGAUUUUGUGAUUUCAUCUGUUGCUGAGCUACUGUUUUAUUAAGUCUAUAGAUAGAUAUUCUAAUUUAAGAACAAAAAAAAAUCUGUGUUCACAUUCUCCCUUAAGCCUCAGUAGAAGGCUGGAUUUUAGUUUUUCAUCAGAUCCCUAAACUUGAAAAAAAAAAAAACCAACCCAAGACAGUAUUUUUGCUGGUGGAAUAUCUGUAUAUAGCUUCAGAACAGUGUAUUUUCUGGCACAUUUCAAACCAGGAAGAUUUUCCGUGUAUGUAUCAUUUGGAUUGUCUGUUUACAAUAUUGCUGUCAGUACUUUGUGUUAUAAAUUAUU